AAUACCACUGACCAUCUCACUGAUCUCACUUCUCAGAGACAUAGAAAUCAAAUUUUGAUGGGAACUGGGAGGUUUCUAGGUUUAGAAAUGUCAACCAACAUUAGCGGCAUGCACCAUGACCAUGGCUCCACCUGCCAAUGCACAGCAAGCUCUACACCAUAUUCUCAAAACAUGGAUGAGAUGGAUUUUACCAGAGGAAUUUGGUCUGCUGCACUGAAUGGUGAAGUGGAUCAAGUUCAAAAAUACUUGGAUAGAAAAUGUUCCGCAGAUAUUUUGGACAGUGCUGGGUAUACUGCCUUGCAUUAUGCAGCCCGCAACGGUCACCUAAACGUGUGCAAGAUCUUGCUUGAUUAUGGUGCUAACCCAAAUAGUUUAACACGUGCUGGGAAAGCUAGUCCAUUACACAGAGCAGCUUAUAGUGGACAUAGUAACAUUGUCAAAACAUUGAUUGAACAUGGAGGAAAGUUGGAUUUAGCUGAUGUUGAUGGACAAACAGCAUUGCACAAAGCUGCACAGAAAUCACAUAUUGAGAUCAUCCAGCAUCUUCUGAAGCACAAGCCAAGUUUAUCAUUAGUGAAAGAUAAUUUGAAAAAACUGCCUAUUGAUUAUGUACCCGAGACAAAUAGGGAUUUACAACUAUUACUGGAACCUUCAUAAUGUUCUAAUAUUAAGAUACAUAGAAAAAUACCUAAAGUUGUGGAGGAUUUUGAACUUUCCUAUAACUGCUAAUGAUAAAUUUUUAUAGUAUUCAUUAAAUUUAGAGGUUUAAAAGUGGAACUGACAAGAAAACUAUAAAAAUGUACAUUAUUCUUAGUAAAAUAAAAUAAAAUGUUUUGCUAGAUAACAAUAUAUAGAAAUCUAUCUACUGUGUCUGUAUCCAAUUAGCUAACCUAAUAACA
Dendronephthya gigantea is the source of this 899-nucleotide messenger RNA. Its product is annotated as ankyrin repeat domain-containing protein 39-like. Bases 58 to 657 code for a protein of 199 amino acids. Gene Ontology annotation, molecular function: protein binding. The record is from RefSeq and is a predicted model, not a curated record. The transcript has 2 exons. Lineage: Eukaryota; Metazoa; Cnidaria; Anthozoa; Malacalcyonacea; Nephtheidae.